Messenger RNA from Limulus polyphemus (Atlantic horseshoe crab), 2866 nucleotides. RefSeq names its product nose resistant to fluoxetine protein 6-like. The transcript has 14 exons. Gene Ontology annotation, molecular function: acyltransferase activity, transferring groups other than amino-acyl groups. The record is from RefSeq and is a predicted model, not a curated record. NCBI's taxonomy places the organism in Eukaryota, Metazoa, Arthropoda, Merostomata, Xiphosura, Limulidae. The coding region runs from base 155 to 2572 and encodes 805 amino acids.
GUCGACGAAACUUUCCUGCUUUCUCAGGUUCAGUGCCAAAGCUAAGAAGUGUAUUUAAACCAAAAGUAAGCGAAAACUGAAAUUGGCCAAAAGGAGCGUGUAAAAAUUAUCGUGUAAUUCAAAAAAAUAUUUUCGUAACAUUGGCGCAUACAAAAUGAAUGUUGUUUCCUCUAGAGGUUUUUAUAACUUGUUUUGUUUUGUAUACCUCUCUGUGGGGUUUGUAAAUCCGGAGCGUAUUGAAAAUGGACAUAAACCAAUUAUUCAAACAAGUAACAGUUCGGAAGUUUUUGAAACACUUCAGUCACAGACGCUGACCUCAAGCUCCCCAGGAAAUUUGACAGAAGUUAUCUCUAUAAGUCCAACAGCAGGAUUGUUGAGGUCAACAAAAUCACCAAAAAUUUUAAUGAAGACCCCAGGACAUCUGGAGGAGAUUAUAGCUACUACUUCAACGGAAUCCGUUCCGGAGAUUUGGAUGGAGGCUGAAAAGGAAAGCAAAAAAUUGAUUGCCUCUCUUUACCGUGCCCUUCUUCCUAACCUCAUACGCACUAGUGGAAAAAUGGAAAUAUCCAGUCAAUGUAUGUCCAGUUUGCUGAAACUGGUGUUUGGAGUGAGAAAACUCAAAAGCUGGUCCCUGAGAAUGGUCGAUGCGAUGGCGAAGCCUCAAAGUGGAUUUCUAGAAGGGACUUUUAUGGCUUUAGGAGCUUACGACGAAUGUGUGAACAUAAAAGUUCUAAACAGAUACGGAGAUGAAGAAGAGUUUCGAGGAAAAUACUGUCUUAUUGAAGGAAAAGUUCAUCUUCCUAAGAAACCGAAAAGAGUUUCAGCUAAGACCAAAGCUCUAAACAGCUCUAUGUUUCAAAGUGACUGGCACUGGAAAACAAAGGAAUAUGGAUCAAUCUGGGGCAUCAGGAUCAUUCAGAAAGAGACCUGCAACAAGUCGCUCCCCAGCUGUGAUAAACAAAGUGCAGCAUCUUGUAAAAGAUGUGUUUUGGCUGCGUUUGGCCUUUUGAUUACCAUAGGGACAGGUCUGGACUUGUUCAGAACUUAUGGUGGAAAACAGAAAAAAAAUAGCUUCACGACGAAGAUCGAAAAUAAUGGCCAACUGAUUCGGUCGCUUGUAGCAUUUUCUCUCUACACCAAUGGCAAACAGCUAUUUGAUUUGAGUGAAAAGCCAGGAAACUUGUCAGCUUUAAACGGGAUUCGAUUCAUCACGAUAACAUGGGUUAUAUUGUGUCACACAUACGCCUGGGCCAUCUUGAUAACUUUUCGGAGCCUGAACGAUCUUAACAGUUCAACAGAAAAUGUGGCUUUUGAAGUGAUCUUGAAUGGCUGGGUGAGCGUUGAUACGUUCUUCUUCUUGAGUGGAGUCCUAGUGGCGUAUAUCACUUUAAAACAGCUGACGAAGUCCGGAGGAAAAAUGAAUUAUGGAUUGUACCUAUUCCACAGAUACUGGAGAUUGACUCCACCACUAAUGAUGGUCAUUUCUCUUCUGAUAUUGAUGGAAGGACUGGGAUCUGGUCCUCUCUGGGACAUGCAUGUACGAAGUGAAGCAGAACGUUGUAAAGCAUCCUGGUGGGCAAUUCUUCUGUAUAUCAGUAAUUGGAGGGACCAUAAAUACAGAUGCCUCCCACACUUGUGGUAUCUCUGUGUUGACAUGCAACUUCACCUUAUAUCCCUGCUGAUUUUGAUUCCUUUGUUCUGGAAACCACUUAUAGGAUUUCUGGUACUUUUCGUCUUCGUGCUUGGGUCCAGCAUUGCUGUGGGUGUGAUAACAUCAAUCAACAAUUACUUUCCCACCGUCUUACACCUAGCUCCCGACCCACAAUUUAAUGAAGAUAUAGUGAUGAAUGUUUAUUGGAAACCAUAUACACAUAUGGGUCCAUAUUGUGUUGGUAUCAUCGUAGGCUAUUUAAUCUUACAUCAUCGGAAUGUCGUUAUUAGACCGCUCCUACAGCUAAUUUUCUGGAUCAUAGCUAUAAUCUGUAGUGUUUCGACUUUGUACGGUGCGUACGAGUUCAAUAGGGGGAACCUCCCCCCACCUUGGGAAGCUGGCUUGUAUGCUUCUCUCUUCCACACUACUUGGGCUAUUGGGUUGGGCUGGAUGACAUUCGCCUGCACUUCUGGUAGAGGAGGUUUAAUCAACUCCUUCCUCUCGUGGAAAGUGUUUAUACCCCUGGGACGACUGACAUAUUCGGCUUACUUGUGUCACUUUGUCAUCUUCUGGAUAAGAAACGGACUCCAGCGAGAACGACGAAACUUCAGUCACUUUGACCAAGCGUUCGACUAUACGGGCUACCUUACUAUGAGUAUGCUCCUGUCUCUUUGUGUUUAUCUGGCGUUUGAAGCGCCCUUUGUCGCCCUUGAAAAAAUCAUUUUUGUCCAGCGGCGUCAGCAACAUCGGGAUUCGAAAACAGAGAAAGAUCCAGAAACACCCGGACUCACAUUCGGUCCUUAUCGGAAGAAAAACGAUAAAAAAGCAGAUAUAGUUUUAAAAGAAAUUAACCCUAAACACGAUUCCAGUGAAUGCCAUUUAAAUGGAAUUGGCAACAAUGGUUUCCUAAGGGAUGAAUAAAUUGAAAGACCCGGAUGCCAUACAUGAAAAAUGCAGUUUGUAUAAUAUAAUAUAUAUAAUACAAACGCAUUUCCUUAGUUAUUGUUUUAAUAUAAACUGACAAUGUAAAUGAAAUUUUCAUUAUUUUAGAGAAACAUCCUUCUUUGAUUUAUUAUGAAGUUAUCUUCACUUGCUUUGGGGGAAAAACAGAUAUAACUGAUACACUUAUAUCGUGAUCCUGUAAAUCUUUCUGAUCAUAUAUAAAUAUACAAUGGGAAAAUAUGUAAAUUCUAUGAUUAUCUGGACAUUAAAGAA